GUAAAGCAGCAUUCUGUGCAUCCAUGCUGUGAAGUGUGAAGGGUGCUAUAGGUCUAUAAAUAAAGUAUAUUUCUUUUAUUUAACUACAGGUGGAAUAGUGCGCAUGACAUGUUGGAAAGAUUCCUGGAGCAACAAGCUGCCAUCUGCGCAGCCUGCUCUCGAGUGAAAUCAGGAAGACCGAGAAGGAUCUGUGCACACUGACUGAGUCAGACGUGACAACAGCUGAAGAAGUAGUCAGCACGCUGAAGCCCAUGAAGGAGGCUACACAGUACAUGUCCAAGGAGAAGACCCCCCACUAUCAGUCGUCGCACCCCUCCAGGACACACUGAUCAACGGCCUGAAACCGAUCGAAGGUGAAUCUGCAGUCAUAAAACAGAUGAAGGCUGCCAUGGCUGGGGAUCUUCAGAAGAGGUACAUUGACCUCAAGGCAACUCUCCAUGCAUGUUCAGCGAUGGAUCCAAGAUUCAAAAGUCUUCCCUUCCUGACUGAAAAUGAAAGACAGGAAGUUUAUGAUGGACUGAUUGUAGAGGCUGCAAGGAGCAUGCAGCCAUCAGAGUCACUUUGGAGUGUGGAUGAAGAGGGGACAGCAAAUGCUCAUGCUGAUGAUGAGGGGAUGGCAUCUAAAGAAGACGAAGAUGCUGUAGAUGAAGGAGAGCAAUUCAUGGAAGGAGAGAGCAGUCAAGGUCAGCAUCCUCCACCCAGGAAUCCAAGGCCAUCUUGUCCACUGGCUGCCCUUCUUGGUGAACGAUACGGUGGUGCAGCACGACCCAAGACAAAUACCCAACAGGACGAGGCCCAGGAGCAGAUGACCCGCUACAAGGAGGCAGAUCUCCUGGAGGUGAAAGAAGAUCCACUGGUCUGGUGGAAGGAGCACCAGUAUCAGUAUCCACUCUUGUCACGACUUGUUAAAAGGUACCUCUGUGUCCCUGGCACUAGUGUUUCCUCAGAGAGGGUCUUUUCCACCGGCGGAGAUAUCAUCACUGCUCAGAGAAGUGCACUUCUCCCAGAGCACGUUGAUCAGAUUCUAUUCCUGAACAAAAAUCUGAAGACAAUGUAGAUUACUUGGUUUGCAGUUAUGUGGAGAGGAGAGUUUCUGUUUAGUGUUCACUUAAGGCCUUAAGCUACUCUGCUAAGAUGGGUACAAUUUUAAGUUGGCUUAAAUGUUGCUCCUAUGGACUUGAAUUAUUGGCUGGCUGCCAUAGUUUAUUUUUCUUUUCUGCUGGCUAGACUGGCUACCUCACAUACUUGUAGGCCUACAGGUCUUAAACUACGCGUCUAAGACGGAUACAUUUUAAGUUAAAUGUUUAAAUGUUCUUCUUGGUGACUUGAAUUAUUGGAUGUUUUGGAGAAGCCAUGGUACUAUGUUUACUUACCUGGUGGCUAG
Perca fluviatilis (European perch) is the source of this 1384-nucleotide messenger RNA. RefSeq names its product E3 SUMO-protein ligase ZBED1-like. The record is from RefSeq and is a predicted model, not a curated record. The coding region runs from base 377 to 1057 and encodes 226 amino acids. NCBI's taxonomy places the organism in Eukaryota, Metazoa, Chordata, Actinopteri, Perciformes, Percidae. Gene Ontology annotation, molecular function: protein dimerization activity. The transcript is spliced from 3 exons.